AUGCAAAAUGAAGAGCGGAAAUUAAGUUUAUCACCCGGUGAACAACGUCAACGAUUAAAAAGUGGUAAAAGUCAAUCGUCAACACGAUCUCCGCCGCGUAUUGUUAUUCAGAAUGAUGACGAUGUUGAAAAUGAUACUAAUGAACGACAAAAAAGUUCGUCAACAAAAAAAAGUAAAGAAACAAUAAAACGUUCAGAGAGUGCAACAAGCAAUCGUUCAACGACAUCAUCUACACCACAACAACGUCGUCGAUCAGUAAAAACGCCAACAUCAAGAAGUAAAUCUCAUUCACCAUUGCAAAAACCAGAUAGACAAAAGGUAAAAUCAUCAUCUUCACGAACAUCAGCCAAAUCAAUAAAAAGAAAGAAAAGUUCGAGUAUAGAAAACAACGUUCUAAAACAAGAUGAUACAGAUCCAAAAGAUCCAUAUACAAAAAAUUUGAGUGGAAAGGGACUAUCAGUUCUCUCAUCAGAGACUUUAGAAGCUACUUCUUUACGUCGUUUAAUAUUGUCAAGCAACAAUUUAGCCUGUUUACCUCCCAAUAUUUGCGAUUUAAUCAAUUUAGAAUAUUUAGAUUUUUCUCGAAAUCCAUUACGUGUAAAAAAUGGUGUUGACGAUUAUACAUGUUUACCAAAAGAAUUUCGAUAUUUAAAAAAGUUAAAAACUCUUAUUUUAGCUGAAUGUAAUUUAAAACAUAUUCCUCCUGUAGUAUGGCUGACUAUUAGCAUAGAAAAUUUAGAUUUAAGUCGUAAUAAAGUCGGUUUCAUUGUUGGAGAACUUGGUAAUUUAACUGAACUUCGUCAUUUACGAUUAGCACAAAUGGAUUUGACCACAUUGCCACCAGAAAUUGGAUUUUGUGAUAAAAUUUUAAGAAUUGAUUUAACAGGAAAUCCAAUUGAUAAUAUUCCUGAAACAUUGGUAGAAUGUCGACAAAUGUAUGAAUUUAAAAUUAAUUUUAAAACAUUUCAUAAAUUAUUAGAUAAUUAUAUGGAAUCAUUAAUUACAGAUGGAAAAAUUCGUUCAGAACAUAUUCCACCAGUUAUAUUUGAAUUAGAAAAUUUACAAUAUUUAGAUUUAGAUAAUACAAAAUUAAAUUUUAUACAAUCUGAACAUACCCUAUACGCUUUACAAGAAUUAUAUUUAACAAAUAAUUAUUUUUAUGAUAUUCCUGAAGCAUUAACAACAAUGAGUCAAUUAAAACUUUUAAAUAUGAAUAAUAAUCGUAUUGGAAAAAUACCUGAUUAUAUUAUUAAAAUAAAAAAUCUUGAAAUAUUAUCAUUAGCAAAUAAUUAUUUAACAUGUUUAACAGGAAAUUUGGCACAAUUAGAAAAUUUAAAAAAAAUAAUUGUUAAAAAAAAUCAAAUAACAAAAAUUGAAGUAACACUUAAUGAAAGUAAAUCAUUAUUAGUUCUUGAUGUAUCAUAUAAUCAAUUAACUGAUAUACCAGAUCAAUUAUGUUCAAUAGAACAAUUAGAAACAUUUGAUAUUAGAUAUAAUCAAUUAGAAACAUUACCAUUAUGUAUUAGACAAAUGAAAUCUCUUCAAUCAAUGCAUACAUUUAAUGAUCGUUUUCAACGAACAGGAUUACAUUUAUUAGGUAAUAAUAUUAUUGAACCACCAAAACAAUAUUGGAAAUCAACAGAUAUUCAACGAUUAUAUAAUUAUACAGAUAAUAAAAAAAAAUUAAUAUCAAAAUAUUAUUAUCAUAUGAAAUUAAUUAUUAUUGGAACAAAAAAUGUUGGAAAAAGUCGAUUAAUUCAAUCAUUAAUUAAUAAUAAAACAUUAUUAAUAAGUACAAAUCAAACAAUUGAUAAUAAUGAACCACAAUAUGAACAUGAUCAACAACAAAAAUAUGAAAAAUUUGUUAUUAAAAGUGAAAUAUCAUCAUCUAUAACAGAUCAAUGGAUUGAUCAACAAAUUAUUGCACCACCUAUUGAAAAACAAGAAAAGCAACGACGAACAUUACCACCAUUAAGAAGUUAUAAAUCAAAUAGAAAACAAACAUUUUUACAUAAAUAUACAACAAUAACAAAAAAUAAUUGUUAUUUAACAAUAUUUGAUAUUCAAAGUGAACCAAUAUAUGAAAUUAUUUAUCCUCUUAUCUACGAUUCUAAAGCAUUUUAUCUAAUACCAAUUAAUUUAACUAUUCUACUUAAUAUUCUUUCAGCAGCAGUUGAUUUAGAUAAUAAAUCACUAAAUGAUUCAACAGAUCCUGAUAUUAUUCAAGAUUUAAAUGAAACUUAUUUCGAUACAUUAAUAACAAAUGACUGGUUAAAAAACAAUAUAACUCGUUAUAUUGAAUCAAUUUCAAAUCAUUGUGGUCAAAUUCAUUUAGCUAUUAUUGGUCUCAUUUAUGAAACUACUACUACUACUUAUAAUAAAGAACAAGUUAAACGUUUAUUUGAUAGUGUACAAAACAAAACAGAGAUGUAUUUAUUAGAACAUUAUGAUGAUAGUCAAAAUAUGGUUGAAUUUUAUUCAAAUUAUUUUCAACCAAUAUAUUUUAAUGAUAGUCCAUCAAUAACAAAUGAUUUAAUUAUUCAACUAGAAAUAAUUGCUAAAAAAUGGAAUAAUAUACAUGAAAAGAAUAAACGUUUAAAUUUUAAACGAAAAUUAAAUAUUUUUAAUCAAAAAAAUAUAAUAAUAGAUUAUAAUCAUUGUCGAAAAAAAUUUGAUAAUAAAUAUAUUCAAGUUGUUGAUAAUAAAACUUCAUUUGAUGAAGAUGAACAAAGUUCAGAAGAUAUUGACAAAGAAAAUGACGAAGAAAAUGAAUCAGAUCCUAUUGAAUUUGAUUCAUGUUUAGAAUUUUUAAGAUUAACGGGUGAUAUUGUAUGGAUUGAUAAACAAAAAACAAUUGAGAAAUUUUAUCAUUAUAAAACCACAUCUUCUAUUCAAUAUAAUAACAUCUUUCUUACGUUCUAA
Messenger RNA from Didymodactylos carnosus, 2922 nucleotides. Lineage: Eukaryota; Metazoa; Rotifera; Eurotatoria; Philodinida; Philodinidae. The record is from the annotation of a GenBank genome assembly.